UGUUUCCCCCUCUCGACAAUGGUGAUUGGGUUUAGAUAAUUAAUGGGGAUGGGGUCACCGACAGCUUCCCUUUCCGUAGUCUCGCCGCAGUGGAUUUAGGGCACCGCAUUUCGUCUAUACGCACAACAGCUGUAUAUACGCCAUAAUUUAUACUCAAUACCCAGAAUAUACAGAGACAAAAGGCGUUUGCUUUCCAUGUGAAGCAACCUGAAAAAGACAAUCGAUUUGGAGGUGAAGGUAGAGAAAGUAACAGAGAGAGAGAGAGAGAGAGAGAGAGAAAGAGCCCUACAACCACUUAUUGAUAUUAUUAUAGAUACACUAAGCAGUACUUACCAUUGAAGAAGAAUACCAUCUUUACCUAAAGUUCAAGAAUUGUGGAGAGGAGAGAGAGAGAGAUAGGGAAUGAGAAUACCUGCCUGACAUGGGUACCAUUCUCUCUCUUCCUCUGCAAUUAUUGACGCUUAUGUAGAAGAUUUGUACGCCCAGAUCUCUCAAGGAACACUCCUUUUCAUCCGUCAGCACUUGGAAUGGGAACAUUAGCGUCUGAAACAGAUUCUUUAAAUUACUUGAGACUGGGGCUCAAGGGAUCUGGCAAGGGAAACUCAGGGAAACCCCGAGUUCUUUCCAUUCUCUCGAUGCUUCUCGAGAGUUCUGUCCAGGAAAAUGAAAAGUUUCUGGAAACGUCACAAGUAAAAGAUGCCAUUACAAUAUUUCACGGUUCAAGAGCCCCAUCUCUGAGCAUUCAACAAUACGUUGAUCGCAUCUUCAAAUAUGCCUGCUGUAGCCCCUCCUGCUUCGUGGUCGCACACAUAUAUAUGGAGAAAUUCAUCCAGUGCACCAAUGCCUGUUUGACUUCCUUUAAUGUUCAUCGACUAUUAAUUACAAGCGUGAUGGUGGCAGCAAAAUUUAUUGAUGAUUCAUUUUUCAACAACGCAUAUUAUGCCAGAGUAGGCGGUGUGAGUACUGCGGAAUUGAACAAGCUAGAAAUGAAGUUCUUAUUUGGACUGGGCUUCCGGCUUCAUGUGAGUGUGCAGACAUUCAGGAGCUACUGUGGCUUCCUAGAAAAAGAAGGCAACUUAACUCUCCAAAUCGAGCGUUCAAUCCAGGCGUGUGGAAUCAAAGAGAGCUGGUCGACCAACGAGGACCCCACCUGUGCCCAAAUCGCCAGAUGACAGCCAUUCAUGAUCCUGCAGUUAGUAGAGCACUUGGGUUGAUAUAUAUCAGAGCAUUAUUUCGCGAUUUUUGUAUGUUUUCUGGGUUCCCUGUGGUGUAUAGGUUGCACUGGAUCAGCAUCAGUCGUUGUUGUUGUUGUUAGGCUUUCAUCCUUUUUUUGUUGUGUGUACCCAUUUGUUCCACUUACAGUCAGAUUUCAUAUAUUUCUUUGUACAGAAUGAGUGAGAUGCUCAUUUAAUACAUGAAUAUUUCUACUUUUUUCGUGUCCAUUCUUGUGCGUAAUCUUUCACUCGAGAAUCAAUCGAAUUGAGCUACUCGUGAGGUC
This is a messenger RNA of Ipomoea triloba (trilobed morning glory), 1498 nucleotides long. Its product is annotated as cyclin-P3-1. The transcript is spliced from 3 exons. The record is from RefSeq and is a predicted model, not a curated record. The coding region runs from base 528 to 1172 and encodes 214 amino acids. Gene Ontology annotation, molecular function: protein kinase binding. Gene Ontology annotation, biological process: regulation of cyclin-dependent protein serine/threonine kinase activity. Lineage: Eukaryota; Viridiplantae; Streptophyta; Magnoliopsida; Solanales; Convolvulaceae.